AUGGCGGAGGAGGAGAGGCGGCGGCGGUUCUCGAGUCUACGCAGCGUCCGGUGGCGGGUCGAUCUCGGCAUCCUGCCGGCGUCGCCGGAGGCCUCCGUCGAGGAGCUCCGCCGCGCUGCCGCCGAUUCGCGGCGGAGGUAUGUUAGUUUGAGGCGCCGUGUUCUGGUAGACCCUCAUCUUCCAAAGGAGGAGGCUAGAUCACCUAACCUCAUCGUGGACAACCCGCUCUCUCAGAACCCAGAGAGUAGCUGGGGUCGGUUUUUCAGAGGGGCAGAGUUGGAGAAGACUGUGGACCAAGAUUUGUCUCGCUUGUAUCCCGAAGAUGGUAGUUACUUCCAAACACCUACUUGCCAGGCCAUGCUGCGUAGGAUACUGUUAAUGUGGUGUCUUCAGCAUCCAGAGUAUGGUUACCGCCAAGGAAUGCAUGAGCUAUUGGCUCCACUUGUGUAUGUUCUUCAGGUCGACAUUGAUAAGCUAUCGCAAAUACGAAAACUCCAUGAAGACUGCUUCAAUGAUGAUUUUGUUGGAGUACCUUUCCCAGAUACUGAUAUGGUUUUUAGUUAUAAACCUAGAAAGGACCCAAAGUGGCAUUCAGGAACUGACAAUGAAAAUGAUUCUGAAAGUGCUUCCAGAGCUAACAGUCUUGAUGAGCUUGACUCAGAUACAAAAGAAAUAAUUUUACUUAGUGAUGCAUAUGGAGCUGAAGGUGAACUAGGCAUUGUAUUAUCUGAAAGAUUCAUGGAGCAUGAUGCCUAUGCCAUUUUUGAUGGUUUGAUGGAUGGGGGCGGUGGAGUGGUUCGCAUGGCAGAAUUUUACUCUCCAUCCAGUGUUGGAUCUAGCUCAAGUCUACCGCCUGCUAUUGAAGCCUCCUCAGCAUUGUAUCAUUUGCUUUCCAUUGUUGAGCCAUCUCUUCAUAACCAUUUCAUUGAGCUGAAAGUGGAACCUCAGUGGUUUGCACUUCGUUGGCUGAGGGUCUUGUUUGGACGAGAAUUCGGCCUCAGUGAUCUCUUAGUAGUAUGGGACAAAGUCUUCGCCUGUUCCAAUAGUAUGCUGCUAAAUAGUGAUGAGGAAUAUAGCUUUCGGAUCUUGUGUUCAGAUAGAGGGGCAUUCAUUGCAGCUAUGGCAGUCUCUAUGCUUCUUCAUGUUAGAUCGUCUCUGUUGGCUACCGAGACUGAUGUCUCUUGUCUCCAGAGAUUAUUGAAUUACCCGACGAAUGUUGAUGUGCAGAAGCUAAUUGAGAAGGCCCAGUCCCUGCAGUCUACUGCCAUUGAUGCGAACACUUCAUCCCCAUCUGUCCUAUUAAAUAGGGAUAUCGGCGAGUAUGACAGAGUUAACAGUAUUAUCUCUAUUUCAACUCCUCCGAGAACUCCAUUGCAUCCUUUAUCCGAGAGUUACUGGGAAAAGCAGUGGAGAAAUUUGCACAAUGAUGGGACAUCUCCCAAGGAGACUGAGAAGGGUCAUUCUUUCAGCAGAGAAAUAAAGAAAUCCUUAAGGCAGAAGCUUGGUUUGUGUAGGACAGAGUCAGAUCCUUCUCCAGUGAAAGCAAUCAGUGUGAAAAGUGAUGCUCAGAAUUCAGCAAGGCGAUGCCUUCUGGAUAUUUUAUCAGAUAGUGCGGGGAGGUCUCAUGAAAUUGCAGGGAAAAUUCAAGAAGAUGAAUUCCCUAUCGUCUCAAUUCACAAGGAGCCUCCAGUGAGUCCCGCAGAGCCUUUGCAACCAAGAGCAGCUGCUGAAAGUGUAACUGUAAGCCCACCGUGCCUGGCUAAACUCAGCCCUCUAGAAAAUCCGCUGGCUGUGCCAGCUGAUGAGAGCGCAACACAAAGGACACAAUGUGCAACAGAAGCUUGUUCUUCUAGCGGUGAGAACUCUCCAGUGUUCUAUGCAGCCGUUGCUGGUAAUGAGCAUGAGAACAUUCAAGAUAACGAUUCUGAGAGAAGUAGUGUCAUUUCAAUUUCGUAUGGUGGUGACAAUGACAGGGAUGAAAUACUGCAAGAUGAGUCAUCCAGCUGUAAUCAUGACGGCAGUAGUGUUCAAGAUUCAGAAGCAGAAACUUCUAAUAAAACUGCAGAUCCAGAUGGAUCCUCUGAAAAAACUGUGGUUCCUAAUGAAAGGAAGCCAUUUAUCAGUAAAUUUCAGUGGCUGUUGAAGCUAGGGAGACCCUCAGGUGAAGGCAACAUCGAGAAGGGUAGCGGUGAGAAAUCAGAUGCUAAAGAUGCUGUUGACCCAUCCUGCUCCGAAGGGAAUUCGAAUAACCCGCGUGGUAACGUGAAGUUGGCUGCUGGUGAUAAGAAGGUGAUGGGCACAUUUAAGAAUCUUGGACAAAGCAUGCUCGAGAAUAUCCAGGUGAUCGAGUCAGCGUUUCAGCAAGAUCGCAGCCAGCCCGGGCCGAUGGAGAACUUCUCGAACAACCUCCUGGGCGGCAAAGGACAGGUGACGGCGACUGCGGCUCUGACCGAGCUCCGCAAGAUCAGCAACUUGCUCAGCGAGAUGUAG
This is a messenger RNA of Triticum turgidum subsp. durum (durum wheat), 2490 nucleotides long. NCBI's taxonomy places the organism in Eukaryota, Viridiplantae, Streptophyta, Magnoliopsida, Poales, Poaceae. The record is from the annotation of a GenBank genome assembly.